This is a messenger RNA of Chenopodium quinoa (quinoa), 3473 nucleotides long. RefSeq lists its product as uncharacterized. NCBI's taxonomy places the organism in Eukaryota, Viridiplantae, Streptophyta, Magnoliopsida, Caryophyllales, Amaranthaceae. The record is from RefSeq and is a predicted model, not a curated record. The coding region runs from base 1613 to 3136 and encodes 507 amino acids. The transcript is spliced from 4 exons.
GAACUUAUUGUUACUAAACUGUACUUAUUUUUACGGAACUGGAAUUAUUUUUACUUAAUAUUAUUUAUUUAAGGUGAAGUGAAAUGGGCCUUAGUCAAAUUUGUAUAUUGAAGAUUGUAUAAAACGAAAAUGGGAUAUUUUUUUAGGAAAAGAGGGAAUAAAAGUUCGUAGUAGUAUAAUUGUAAGAGAUUUAUUUUGGAUUAAGUAUAGAUACUGGAAGUAGUAUUUCAUAAAUUUCUUUCUUUUUUAAAAUUUUUUUUUUUAUUUUUUUAUUUUUAUAUAGAAGAAAGGUAUUUGCAAAGCAACACAUCUUAACUGGCGACUUGGCGUGACACAUAAAUAUUAAGAUACUACAAAAGUACCAAUGCCUAAAUGACUUUACAUAAUGGAGUUAAUGACAAUUGGGGUUGUUAUUGAUACAGCAAUGAUUCAAUGGGAUUGCUAAUUAUGCUUAAUGUUUUAAUGGAGUUGUUCAUAAUGUCGCAAGCUCAUACUCCGUAUACAAGUAUAUCACAUCUAACAAAUGAGCAUACGACGUGUAAAUUACAAAUUGCUUUUUGAGAUUUUUGUUUUUUUUUUUUUUUUUUUUUUUUUGGGCAUAUGAAGAGCUACAAAACUACAAAAGGCCUACGUAAAAUUAUAAAUUCAAUCUAAAAGCCAAAGGUAUGGUGAUAUGUGAAGAAAAAAAUAUAAUUGUGUGAAGAACUGAAGACUGUGAACCACCAUUAUCAUCAGAAUGUUCAUUUUUCUUAUAAAUUCAUUCACAUUACCAUUGCUUACUAUCGCUCACCAGACCGACCAUUAGAACCGAUAAUAGUCACUAUCUCUACAUCCUAGUUGAUAUAUAAUUAUAUACAAUUACCUAAAGCAACGUAUGUAGUAGAUUUUCAAUCAGGCAAGUUAGUUUGUUUUUCCGUAUGACAUAAACCUUAGAGGUAACUUAAUACGCAAUAAUGGGAGAGUUUGUUAAGACUAGCUUAUAAAAGUACAUACGAAAUGAUCUGUUUUUCUCCAUACAUAACUCCUUCCUUCUUCCUUUUGCUUUAUCCCUUUCUUUUCUAUCAAUCCUGCUAAGUUAGAGCAUUUCAUUCAGUAUACCAUCCCUCAAUACUCUUUACCAGCUAAGUUAACUGACAUUCGCGUUUUAAUUUCUUUCAUGAAUACAAAUGUAAAUGUUGUAGUCAAAAUAUACCAUCAACAUAACACUAAAAGUAGGUACAGUUUAGCAUACUUGCAAUUGCACCAUUCAUAUAUAUGUAGCUAGUAUUAUACCCCACAUUAAUGUUUAUACCAUAGGCAAGAUUCUUAAUCAAUUUGGUCAAAUUAAAUUUUCUUCCUCUGCAAUUUUUUAAUAAAUUGUUAGCUAAAUUCUUCCAAGAUGUUAGGAGUUCUUAUAGUGAUAUCCAGCUAAUUAAUUCUAUAAUUAGCAUGUUGAUUGUGUAAUUAAUACCCCUAGCAGAUAGCUAGGAUAGUAUCAUUUCAUCAUUUCAUGCGUGUAAAAUAUUAGAAAUUAAGACCAAAUAAAAAGUUAGCUUACAAUUUAGAUUUUUUUAUAGGUCUAUAUACCAUAAUAUAGAUUUUUUUUUUUAUUUUUGCAUUUUACAUAGCAAAAAUGGGAAAAUGUUUCAUAGAUGGUUUCUUACUCUUCAUUGUAAUGGUUUUGGGAUGUUGUAAGGGAAGCUUUUCUCAGAAAGAUGGAACAAAUACGUACGAAUCAGCCGUAGGCGAUCCAGGGAUGCGACGAGAUGGGUUAAGGGUGGCCAUUGAAUCAUGGAACCAGUGCAAUGAAGUUGGUGAAGAAACUCCAAACUUUGGGAGUCCAAGAGCUGCUGAUUGUUUUGAACUUAUUGAAGAUGCAGGGAAGAAAGAUUGUUACUCAAUACAACACAAAGUCACUGAGCAGGACAACGUAUUAGGAGUAGGGAAUCCGAUCCCAGGAGGAAAGUCGAAAUUCUUCAACAAUGUAGACCUGUAUGCAGCAGAAAAAGAAGUGUAUUUAGGCACAAAAUGUAAAGUGGAAGACAAGCCAAACCCAUGGCACUUCUGGAUGAUCAUGUUGAAAAAUGGGAACUUGGAUACUUACGCCGCCAUAUGCCCUAAGGAUGGCGUAAAAGUUGGCCCUUAUGGACCUGAUACUCGGUUUGAUUGUUUUGGAAAAGGGUGUAUGAGCCACCCUACAAUGUAUCAUAACUACACAACAUUAGUAGGAACUACCCUAAGAGGGCGAUUUUUCGGGACGUGGGAUGUGGAUAUUGAUUCGAGCAAGAUAGGAAGCAUUGAUCAAGCAAAGAAUAUUUCUUUCUACUCUGUUACCUGGGAAAAAGAAAUUGGGAAAGGGAGUUGGGUUUUUCGACAUGUUCUUAAGACCUCGACGAGGUAUCCUUGGUUGAUGCUUUACUUGAGAUCAGAUGCUAUCCAAGGGUUUUCAGGUGGUUACCAUUAUGAUACUAGAGGAAUGAUAAAAACUAAAUAUCUAGAAUCUCCAAACUUCAAAGUAAGAUUCACGUUGAAUGUAACUAAAGGAGGGGGUUCAGAGACCCAAUUCUACCUAAUGGAUAUGGGAAGCUGUUGGAAGAACAAUGGGCAGCCGUGUGAUGGAGACGUUACAUCAGAUGUCACGCGAUACAGUGAGAUGAUCAUCAACCCUGAGACAGAGUCGUGGUGCAAGCCUGAUAGGCUGGAGCUUUGCCCACCCUAUCACACCUUCCCUAAUGGUACCCGUGUUCAUCGUAAUGACACUAAAAACUACCCUUAUGACGCUUACCACAUGUACUGUUCUCCAGGGAAUGGGAAACAUUUAGAAGAGCCUAAUAGCAAGUGUGAUCCUUUUAGUAACCCACAACCUCAAGAAAUAUUGCAGAUUUUGCCUAAUCCUGUGUGGGGUGAAUAUGGUUAUCCUACAAAGAAAGGGGAAGGUUGGAUUGGUAACCCCAAGAGUUGGCUGCUUGAUGUGGGGAGAAUGUCACAAAAUUUAUACUUUUACCAGGAUCCAGGAACACAACCAAUCAAGCGGCGAUGGACUUCCAUAGAUUUGGGAGUGGAAGUAUACAGAGACCCUGAUCAAGUUGCAGAAUGGACUGUGAGUGACUUUGACAUCCUAGUACCAAGUGGCAGUUCUUCAAAUCUAAAUGACUAAGAAGUCUACGGUUUAGCUGAGACGAGGGAUUGGGAUUACAGAUACAUUACUCUGUAUAAAACAAUAAUCUUAUAUCGGGGCACAUUGGCUUCAAAGGGGUUCUUCUAUGGAUAUUCUGGAAGUAAGGGGACGUUUUUUGGGAUAUCUGAAGGCGAUAAUUGAAAACUCUGAUAACUGUUAUGUAUUUGUAUUUUCUCGUCACAGACAAAGUAGAUCCGUGAUUUUGGUAAUUGUACCAUUCUAACUUGCAAGAGGUGCUGUAUGACGGAAUACACAACAGAAAAUAGUUUAUAACAAUAAUUGUCGUUCCGGAAUUCCUGGGGAUGUGACUUUGAGA